This is a messenger RNA of Nylanderia fulva, 903 nucleotides long. NCBI's taxonomy places the organism in Eukaryota, Metazoa, Arthropoda, Insecta, Hymenoptera, Formicidae. The record is from RefSeq and is a predicted model, not a curated record.
AUGGAAAAUACAAACGUAGGAGCAGUAGAAGAUUUGAAUGAUUCUAAUACAAGUAAUUCGGAAACUCACACUGUACAUGAAGAAAUUGAUAAUAAUGAUAGCGAUCAAUCAUUAUCAUCAUUAUCAAUUUCUGAUCAGAGUGACGAGUAUAAUAAUGAUAAUACAAGUGAUGAAGAAAUCGAUGAAAUAUGCAAACUACGAUCGUGGGCUAUUGAAUGCAGGAUUCCAUUCGUACAUAUGGAUAAAUUGCUCAAAAUCCUUCAACCAAGACUUUUGCCUACAUUACCAAGAUCAUCGACAACGUUUUUUAAAAGCAAUACUUCAUAUUAUGAAAUACAAAAAAUGGAAGACUACGAUAACAUUACAAAUGGAGAAUAUUCGUAUUUUGGUAUCAAACAAGGAUUGCAAUUUUGCAUCAAUUCGGAAAUCCAUUCUAACAAUAGUACUAUGGAAUUACAAGUUAAUAUUGAUGGAAUGAAAUUAUUUAAAUCGAGUACAAAAUCUAUGUGGCCUAUUCUAAUUAAAAUACAUUUCAAGCCGGAUAUUUAUAAGCCUUUCGUAGCUGCUGCUUAUGUGGGAAAUAGCAAACCAAAAUCAGUCAAUUUGUUUUUGAAGGAUUUCAUUGCUGAGGUCAAUAUCCUGCAAAAUAGAGGCAUAGUUAUUAAUAACAAAUAUUAUAAUAUAAAUAUAAAGUGUUUUAUCUGUGACACCGGUCACAACGCAAAAUAUGGUUGCGAACGAUGUCUGGUAGAACGUCAUACUCAUCAUAAAAUUGCCACAUAUUUAGAUAUUAAUUCUUCUAAAAGAACCGAUGAAAGUUUCCGAAAUUUUUCACAUGUAGAACAUCCAUACAGCAGCAUCACCUUUAAUAUACAUACAGCCGUCAGUGAACAUGGUCAAUGA